AUGAUGGCAGGAAAAAAGGCGUUGCCAACUCUCCUUCCCAAUGGCGUUCCCCCACCGCAAUCUGGCCAAGCUCCACCUCCACCACACAAUGGUCCUAAGCCAGUGCUUCGUGUUAAUCGUGCCUGUAAUGCCUGCCGAAAACAGAAAAUGAGAUGCGAAGGCCCUGAUAACCCACCAUGUGCGAGAUGCCGGGCGAAUGCAACCGAAUGCAUCUUUGAAAAGGUUCCGAAAUCUGAUCCUGACUCGAAUGAGCGUUUACAGAAGCUCGAAACACAGUUUGUGACUAUGCAAGCGACGCUCAGUGAGAUACUCGCCGAGCUUAGGAAUCCGUCUCGACAUCUAGUUGACCCAAUCAACUCGGCUCUCCUCACCAGCACACCGACAUCCGCCACUCUCCUCCACGAGCUCCCAAACAACAGCCGCUCGCAGCUCACUCAACCGCCCACACCCGAACCUACCCGACCUCCCGGGCCUUAUCCAUCUCAAAUUCGACAGCAGCGUCAGUUACCAAGCCUUCACUCCGUACUUCCUCGACAUUACCAUUCCCGCUCUCCUCCAGCUUCUACCAAGGCCUUUACUCAUCGGCCAAGCUCAGUACUCAAUCACCUUUAUCCACCUUCUCACCUUCAUCCUUCACACCGCCGAUUACCAGCCCCGUCAUCCCCAUAUCGUCCAACUCUACUUUCCGGGAUAACGAGUGCAGCAAAUUCAGAUGAUGAAGGUGAUAUCCCAAGCUCUGCAUUGCUCGCCCCGAUCGGAGUGUUGAAUGACCUGGCCAGUGUGGCCGCACAAUCGAACAGUUCGAGGCAGGGUGUCAAGCGGAAAAGGGGGGAGGGCUCCAGUCCUGAAGGCAAGUCCCACUUCGGCAAAUAUACAUCCGUCGGGCUUUCUCCUCAUGGCACCCAGUCGACUCCCAGAAUGACUGCCUCAGAAGCCUCGCCUGCAGUUGAUGACGACGCAAGAUUGGGUACGCAAGACACCGGGCCCGAAGAGUUAGAAGGCCACAGUAUAUCUCAGGCAAAAUCCGAGGCGGUCGAAGACGAGAGGUCACCAGAGCGAGAGCAAGAUGCGAUUGAAAAGGGAAUUGUGAGCGAGGAAGAGGCAAUGGAAUUACAUCAGAUAUAUUUUACCGGAUGCUAUCGAGUUUUGGCUGUAUUCAACAAAUCAAUUGAUACCCUUGCUUCAAUACGAGCCCGUUCUCCCUUUCUUCUGAACUGUAUUCUCAUGACGGCGAGCAAAGCAAGAGACGGAGGCGGCCCACCAAGUCAAACCCAGAUGGCUCUUGUUCGUGAAUGCUCCUGUAUGGCCAAAGAGUACCUCUUCGGUCCUGUCAAAUCAGUUGAAAUCGUCCAAGGUUUGCUAUUAAUCGCCGGAUGGAGUCAUUCGACGGGUCCUAUUGGUUGGCUUGCUGCAGGCCAUGCUAUUCGAUAUGCGGUCGAGCUUGGGUUGCAUAAAGCUUUGCCUAGGCUUGCCCGUCGCCAAAACGUCCCCAGUACCGACCGCACGAGCGAUACUGAGCGUGCAUUGAUUGUUGCAGCUCGUACCUGGUGUGGACUAUAUGUCUUUGAGUACCAGAUAUCGUUUGGAACUGGUCGGCCCGCGAUGAUGAAAGGCGACAAGAGCUUGAUAAGAGCGAGAGACAUUCUUCUCAAACAUCCGCUGGCCAUACCAACUGAUGUUCGACUAGUGUCAACAUGCGAAUUGAUGACAUUGCAAAGUAAAAUACACGAUCGACUUGGUCCGUUGGAUGAACCGGUUAACGAAAAUCAAGUAAUCGAAACUCUGUCACAGAGCAUUGUUGAACUUGACGCCUGGCUGGCUGAAUGGACUAUAAUUAUGAGAGAGCUCGGACUCUCAUCUCGUGAUAUGGAAUUUUUUCACUCCUCGGCCAGAAUACAGUUGUUAUACGCCCAUCUUUUUCAUCACUGCAUCGCGCUAAGAAAUCUACAUACCAUAGCCGAUGCCAAGGCUUUGCGACCUGAGAUGAAAGCCGUAGCGCUGAGAGCAAUUGAAUAUGCUCAGUCAGCGAUACGAGUUUGUCUUGAUAAUGCAGAGUAUCGUUUUGGUUUAAGAUAUGCUAUAGCAUAUAGCCACACAUGUGCUACGUUUGCUGGGGCGUUUCUACUCCGCUUAACGCGACUUUUCCCGCAGGACUUGGAUGUACAUGCGAUGAUCGUGAUGGUUGAUCAGCUGGCACACCUACUGGAAGAGGUGCCCGCCGGUAGGUUUGCUCGCUCGCUUUUUCAAAUGAUCAAAGUCUCCCAAGCACGGCUGCAAGCUAAAAAAGAAACGACCCCUCCUUCGGAUACCCGGACUGAGGCUUUGCCUAUUGUUGAUUUUUCUUCAAGUGCGGUCAUCCAGCCUUUGGGAGGAACCGAAUACACCAACGAUUUCGGGAACUUGAUGAGUUCGAAUCUGGGACUCUAUGAACACGGAGUUCCUAACGAUAUUGCCCAUGGACUGUUGAGCGUUGAUGGGGAUUGGCCAGAAUGGAUCCAAAAUUCGAUUUACGGAGAUUUACCCGUUUCCGGAGAUCAUGCAUUCGUUGGGACUGGCCAGGGAGAUUAUAAUAUCUAUCCGCCUUACUCUUAUCUGUCUACCAAUGUGGCUGAAUCCCAAACAACACUCUUGCGCGACAACCCUGUGGUUCAGGAGGUUUAUCUGACUUCCCUGAUGGAAACUGUUCUUCCGCAUGUCUCGCAGAGCUUACUAGAAAAAGCGUACAAGAAUCUAACUACUACUCGUACUAUUCGAUUUAAUAGAAAGAAGAAAACCCCAAGAUGGUGUUUUUUGUCACAGGACCCAAGCCAGUCCAAUAUAGCGGAGGGCAAGACAUUCAAAUUUCUGGAGGAGAUUGCCGGGUCUACAACCAAAAAUUUGAAUGUUGUUGCCUCACUGGAUAUACGUCUCCUGGUAACUGGUGAAGCCACCCCACCUAGCAAUCGCCGUAACACAUCUCGCCCAGAUGGACACCUUCAUAUAGCCAAGGCGGGCAAGCAGGUGGGAUGGUCUGAUAUCAUUAUGCCCAUGGAAUUCAAGAAAUCACGUAACGAUGAUUCAACAGUUGAUGGUUUUGGCAAGGUGAUAUGGUCAAUGCAUCACAUCAUGCGCAACGAUCCUUGUCGUAGAUAUGUCUACGGACUUACCUGGGAAGAUACAAAAGCAAGGCUGUGGUUCAACAAUCGGUCAGACAUAGUUGCUUCAGAAGAAUUUGACAUCAAUACAGAUUGGAAGCAGCUUGUUCGCAUUCUUCUGUCUAUACAGGUGGCCAACUCUGGCCAACUGGGUUUUGACUUCAGCAUGACCGCGGCUCCCAACAACAACGGAGAGUCGGAACCCUCGUAUGAUAUAACAGUUCACAAUGACAAGGCAAAAACCGCCUGUGUAUACCGAACUCUCCGAGUAAUCUCUGACCUCGGAACUGACAGUUUGACGGGCCGUGGAACUCGUGUAUGGGAGGUGCGGAAACUUGUAAACGGCUUGCCUUGUGGGCCUUCAUAUGCUCUCAAAGACGUAUGGGUGUACGCAGAUCGUACCGCGGAGCACCAGCUUCUGAAUACAAUUCGCACGACACACACGGAAUACGCUCAACAUCUUCUUACACCCAUCGACCAUGGAUUUGUUCCCCAUGACUCUGCUGCAACAUCAAUUCCCGACAGUACCCAUGAGCCUCUUGGCUGCAAAAGACAGUUUGAGCCAACAAAAAUUCUCUUACGUACACGCAAGCGGUUGGGUGUAGCUUAUAUGGGCACCUCCACUGGAAGCAAAACUCAUCUUGCAAGCACUUCAAGAGAUAGCAUUGGCCUUCCAGACCCCAUUCCUCCCUCAACCACGGAGGGGCAUUGCAACCCAAUCUGCCUUAGUGAUCAUACUCGAUAUCAUUAUCGAAUCGUAUUUCAGGAGAUUGGUACACCAGUACAGGAACUUCGUGUUUUUUCAAAGGUUUUCACUGCAAUACAAGGCGGGUGGGAAGGGCUUCAUGCCAUACACCUUUCCGGGAAGGUUCAUCGUGAUGUGAGUUCAGGGAAUGUGAUGCUGGUGCCAGCUAUGGGAACGUUGGCCGAACGAGGUGUGGUGUUGGACCUUGAAUACGCCAAGGAUAUUCACGACACAAGUACCCCUCAUGAUGUGAGGACCGGCACAAGAGCGUUUAUGGCAACAGAGGAUGUGAGCGCUAGUAUUGACCUGGAUGAAUUGAUCGAGCAAUCAACACUUUGGUCUUCUAACUUGCCGAUGCGAGCACCUCCAUUUCGUCACAACCCGCUUCACGAUAUGGAGUCAUUCUGGUGGCUAUGUGUGUGGAUGAUGUUCUACUUGGUCCCCACCGGGACAACUGACCGAGAUCGGCUUGCUGACUUUCAUAGCAUAUUCCAUGACGAAAGGACAAAGCGAAAUUCUUUAUCGAUCCCCGUAUUCCGGGAGUUCACUUUGCAUCUUUCCACGGAAUUAACAUCCUUGUUGGUUACGUGGUUGGAUUUAAUGAACCAGAUAUACAAUGCGGCAUACAAGCUAAUGGACCUGAAGAAUACUAGUCAAAUCAACGAUAAAAUGAUCGAAAAGUCUUAUCAAGUCGGGAAGAGGAUAUUAGAGGAUCUCCGACAGGUUUCUGCAAAGACGGAAUCCCUGCCGAUGAUAACACUACAAGAGCAUCUUGAAGUCAAAGACCCCGAUAGAGCCAGGGCAAGAGCUACGUCAGGAGCCAGGUUAAACUCUGCCCAAGGUACGGCACGGGGCGAUUUUCGGAGAGCUGCCCCGCGCCUUGUCAUGGAUUGUGUCCUUAUGCCUCCGCGGAAGCGGCGGCACGAAUCAAUUGUUACACCUCCUUCCCAAAAACGCCGGUACGAGUCAAUUGUCCAGUCCGCAGAUGAUAAUGGUACUCAUCAUUUGCGCAGUUUCAAAUAG
Messenger RNA from Rhizoctonia solani, 4902 nucleotides. RefSeq names its product Fungal specific transcription factor domain. Gene Ontology annotation, cellular component: nucleus. Gene Ontology annotation, biological process: regulation of DNA-templated transcription; DNA-templated transcription. Bases 1 to 4902 code for a protein of 1633 amino acids. NCBI's taxonomy places the organism in Eukaryota, Fungi, Basidiomycota, Agaricomycetes, Cantharellales, Ceratobasidiaceae. Gene Ontology annotation, molecular function: transcription cis-regulatory region binding; zinc ion binding; DNA-binding transcription factor activity, RNA polymerase II-specific. The transcript has 26 exons. The record is from RefSeq and is a predicted model, not a curated record.